Molecule: messenger RNA, 1367 nt
Organism: Lepisosteus oculatus (spotted gar)
Lineage: Eukaryota; Metazoa; Chordata; Actinopteri; Semionotiformes; Lepisosteidae
Product: indoleamine 2,3-dioxygenase 2-like
Biological process (GO): 'de novo' NAD+ biosynthetic process from L-tryptophan
Cellular component (GO): cytoplasm
Molecular function (GO): heme binding; metal ion binding; L-tryptophan 2,3-dioxygenase activity
Source: RefSeq, a predicted model, not a curated record
CCUAGUCUGUUCCUUGAAAGUAAGGGAGCGAGGCAAAAGUGUCUUAGGCCAAAAUAAGUGCAGCUGGAACUCACCACAGCACAGGGAUGGGAGAGCAAGAGAGAAACAUGGGAAACCCUUCUGACAUCCACCUGGGAGCUUUCCAUGUGUCUGAAGAAUAUGGCUUCGUCCUAGAAGACCCGCUGACAGAUCUUCCAGCCUACUAUCAGGCCUGGAUGGACAUUGCCACAAACCUCAACUUCUUAAUUGAGAGCCAUCAGCUUCAAGACAAAGUCAAACAGAUGCCUUUGCUGAGUAUCCACCACCUCAAGGGGCACAGGGAACUGAGGCUGGCACACCUGGCGCUAGGUGUCAUCACCAUGGGCUAUGUGUGGCAGGAGGGGAAAGAGAAGCCAGCCAAGACCCUACCGAAGGGUCUGGCCGUGCCUUACUGCAGAGUGUCUGAAGUCCUCGGCCUUCCCCCCAUCUUGGUUUAUGCUGACUCAGUUCUGGCCAAUUGGAAGAAAAAGGACCGGAAUGGACCCAUGGACAUAGGGAACCUGGACACUGUGUUCACAUUGCCUGGUGGGGACACAUGCAAAGGAUUCCUUUUGGUUUCUCUGAUGGUAGAGAAGGCUGCCAGUUCAGGACUACAGGGCAUUGCCAUGGCGAUGAACUCUAUGGUAACUCAUGACAUCAGCUCCAUGGAGGAGGCACUUUUGACUACAGCCACCUCUCUAAUUGAGAUGAGGGAAGCUUUCCAGCUCAUGCAUGGAGAAGUGGACCCCACAUUGUUCUAUGGUGUCUUGCGCACCUUUUUAUCUGGCUGGAAAGACAACCCUAUGUUGCCAGAGGGUUUAAGAUAUGAAGGGGUGUGGGAGGAACCCCGACAUUUCUCUGGUGGCAGUGCAGCGCAGAGCUCAGCCAUACAGUGCUUCGACGAGCUGCUGGGAAUUCGCCACAAAGAGGAGCAUGAUGCUUCUUUCCUGAUGCGAAUGAGAGAAUACAUGCCCCCACCCCACAGACGGCUAAUUGAAGCCAUCGCCGCGGGACCCGCUCUGCGCCAGUACGUCAUCUCCAGCGCCAGUGCACGUCUGAGCUUUGCCUACAACUGCUGUGUGGCUGAGCUGGUCAAGCUCAGGAGCUAUCACAUCAACACCGUGUACAAGUACAUCAAUAUUCCGGCCAAUAAAGCCAAACGUUCUGGCUGCCCAUUUGGCGGGACAAGCCUGGCUUUAAGGGAAACGGGCACUGGCGGCUCCGACGUCCUGCGCUUCCUCCAAAGCAUUCGCAAUUCCACUAAAGACUAUUUAAUAUACUGAUGGAAAAAACCAAAAUGCACCGUUUUCUGGAAUGAGAAUACUAUAGAUAUAGCUUAUGUACUUUCA